Molecule: messenger RNA, 588 nt
Organism: Entamoeba invadens IP1
Lineage: Eukaryota; Evosea; Mastigamoebida; Endamoebidae
Exons: 1
Coding region: 1-588 (195 amino acids)
Biological process (GO): Ras protein signal transduction
Cellular component (GO): plasma membrane
Molecular function (GO): GTPase activity; GDP binding; GTP binding
Source: RefSeq, a predicted model, not a curated record
AUGGCAUCACCGUCAACUUGUUACCGCAUAGUUAUGCUUGGGAAAGGUGCUGUUGGGAAGACGAGUAUAUCGACCCAAAUGGUAUCUGGUAUCUUCAAGACCCUAUACGAGCCGACAAUUGAAGAUUCUUUUAAGACGUCUGUAGAUUUAGAAGGGGAGGUAUGUACAUUAGAGAUCCUUGACACGGCUGGACAAGAUGAAUACAAUAGUUUACGGGAUCAAUAUGUUAAAAUGGGAGAUGGGUUCAUCAUUGUCUAUUCCAUCAUUGAGCAACAAUCCUUUUUCGACGUGAAUAUCUACAAAGAUGUGCUUCACGUUCUUCUCGGAAAGAGUCAAGAAGAACACGUUAACGCUUGUCUCUGUGCUAACAAACUCGACUUGGAAGAGUAUCGCGUCGUACCCACAGAGAACGGCGCGGCUCUCGCAAAGGAACUCGGUCUCAUCUUUUAUGAGGUCUCCGCUAAGACAAACAUCAACAUCGCCGAAAUGUUUAAAGCACUGUUGAAGGUCAUUAAGGAGGACAGAAUACUCAACGAAGCUAAAAGACCACAGGAAGAACAGAAAAAGAAGAAAUGCCUUCUCUUCUAG